Paramisgurnus dabryanus is the source of this 4082-nucleotide messenger RNA. RefSeq names its product myeloperoxidase-like. The record is from RefSeq and is a predicted model, not a curated record. Lineage: Eukaryota; Metazoa; Chordata; Actinopteri; Cypriniformes; Cobitidae. Gene Ontology annotation, biological process: response to oxidative stress. Gene Ontology annotation, molecular function: peroxidase activity; heme binding.
CUGAUUUUUUAUGUUUUUUGCAUGCUUGUCACAUUUUAAUGUUUCAGAUCAUCAAAGAAAUUUAAAUGUUAAUCAAAGAUAACAAGUCAACACAACAUGCAGUUUUUAAAUGAAUGUUUUUAUUAUGAAGGGAAAACAAAAUCCAAACCCACAUGGCCUUGUGUGAAAAAGUGCUUGCCCCCUAAACCUAAUAAUUGGUUGGUCCACCCUUAGUAGCAACAUCUUCAAUCAAGCAAUAACUCGCGCUGGUCGAUCUCAUGCCUCCACAGUACCUUUCUUCCCCGAGGUGCAUGAAUAGAUUACAAGUUCUUGGGCAGCUCCUUUCUCCAACCGCAAUAGGCCUUGUAAGCCUUCGACCCUCACCACUCUCCAUGGCAGGGGUUAAGGGGUACACGGCUUUCCCGGCAGAGGAGCGGUCGGUUGCGAUGCAUCUGUAUCAAGCCACAGCUGCCUCCUGUGACCAAAACACAGCUAAACCAGCUUGCUACACCAGCAAAACCAGCUAAAACCAAUCUGGGAGACCAGCUAAAAGCAGCUUACCAGCUUAUGCUGGUCUUAGCUGGAUUUUUCAGUAGGGUAGAUACACCUGCUAACGGAGCAUUACAGUAAUCAAUACGGGAGAAAACAAAGGUGUUUAUCAGUUUUUCUGCCAAUGUAAAAGAUAACAUAUGAUGCAGUCUUGCAAUGUUUCUAAGAUGGAAGAAUGACAUUUUAACCGUGAUCUGUAAGUGGGGUUCAAAUGUAAGAAGCAAGAAUAACACUCAGGUUCUUCAGUUUUUGUUUUUUAAACUCUAGCACUAAGCCAUCUAUAUUAAUUGUUGCAUAGCCCGCUUUACGUAAUUGGUUAGACGAGCCAAACAUCACCCCCGUCUUUUCACUAUCCAGGCAGAGGUAGUUAUGAGCCAUCUAUACUUUUAUCUCUGAAACACAGUGUUUGAGAAAGGCAAUGGCUGUGUAGUCACCUGGUUCAGAAUGAAUGUAAAUCUGUGUGCCACCUGCAUAAACGUGGCACAAAGAUCAAUAACAGACCAAAAGGCAGAGGUAAGUGAUCAUAAUAAAAGAGGUUUAUUGGAACACAGAGUAUAUAUGGCAAUGGUGAAGGCUUCUGGGGUGAGUAUGCGAAUAUUGUGAAUGUCCAGGGCAGACUGUCUUUGUGAUAAUCAGUCUUUGUAUUUUCCAGGGAAUCGAAUGGUGCAAGGUGAGACGAAGAGAUGACAGAGGAUAAGGUCUUAGUAGAGCUUGGUAAACAGUAAGACAACAGGUAAGUAAAAUACAAUAUUUGGGUAAAAAAAUGGUAUAGUUGAACCAGACGGUGACUGAGUGCUGGCUGAUGAGGGCGAACAGGUGCGUGUCGUUAAUACUCAGGUGAGGGUGAUCUGUGGCUGGUGGAUGGUGAUGGCUCCUCUGACUCCCUGACAAAAACAAACAGCACACGUUGUAAUAGCUCUCAGUGUAAGGGGAAAGAAGGAGAUCAACUUGUUCCCCCAACUUCAUGAGAAUAGGGGAUGGUUUAAAAGCGUUAUCAUCAAUAGCUAACACACCAAAACCUCAAGAGCUUAGGAUCAACACGUCUGAUACACAGAGAUGAAUCUGCACACUUUUCUUUUUGUGGUGAGCUGUUGUGUCUUAACACCGUAUGCUUUAGUAAAUGAAGAAAGUGCUGAAAGCCGAAUCAUUCUGGAAUCAUUUGAGGAAGCAAAAAAAAUAGUAGAUUCUGCUUACAAAUUUUCUCGUGAUGAGAGUUUAGCAAGGGUGCGCAAAGAUGUGAUCAAUCCUUCUGACAAAUUUUGCCUGCUGAGACAACCGGCUCGAAAAACACGUGAAGCUGUGAGAGCCGCAGACUACAUGGCACAAACGCUGAGACUGAUCUCUGAGAAAACUCAUCAUGCACACAAGAGAUCCAUUAAUGCUACAAACUUGCUUACUCCUGAAGAACUUAACACCAUCAUGCGUCUGACCGGUUGUUCUGCUCAAACUCGGCCCCCGUCUUGUAGGACCACACCCCUCAUAAACAAGUAUCGGACUGCCACCAGUGUAUGCAACAAUCGGAGGAACCCACUGCUUGGUGCAUCUAACACCCCUUUCACCCGUUGGCUGCCUGCUCAAUAUGAGGAUAAUGUCUCGCAGCCCAAGGGGUGGAACCCCAACAAAUUGUACAAUGGUGCAGCAUUGCCCCUGGUCAGACUGGUUUCCAAUCGUAUUCUGAGCACUGCAGAUGCCAAUGUAACCAGUGAUCGUGAGUUCAGCUACAUGCUCAGCAUCUUUGGCCAGUGGAUCAACCACGAUUUGAGUCUUGCACCCUCUUCACCAAGCAUUAAAUCCUUCAGCAAUGGCCUUAACUGUGUCGAGAGCUGUGAGCGUUCUGAACCCUGUUUCCCAAUCCAGGUCCCUAAAAGAGACUCCCACCUGAGUCCAAACUCCUGCAUGCCAGUUUUCCGAUCAUCGCCUACCUGUGGUUCCGGGAACACUGCCUAUAUGUUCGGAGGUUCAGCCAAUGUUCGUGAACAGAUCAAUUCUCUGACAGCUUUUCUAGAUGCUGGACAGGUUUACGGGUCGGAGGACGGACUGGCAAAGGACCUGCGUGACCUGAGCAAUGAUGGCGGUCUACUACGUGUCAACAAACAGUACAGUGAUAAUGGACGAGAGCACCUACCCUUUACCAGCGUAAAUAGCAACAUGUGUGCCACACGUAGGCAAACACUCAAUGAUACGAGUCUGACAGAGGUGCCUUGCUUUACUGCAGGUGAUGAUCGUGUUAAUCAGAACAUCGUUAUAACCUCAUUACAUAUAUUAUUCAUGAGGGAGCACAACCGAUUGGCUCGUGCCCUCCGUAUACUUAACCCAAGUUGGAGUAGUGAAACCCUCUAUCAGGAGGCACGAAAAAUUGUGGGUGCCUACCACCAGGUGAUGGUAGUACGAGAUUACCUGCCCCACAUUGUGGGCCCUGAUACUUUCAAUAGACGCUUUGGUGUAUAUCCAGGUUACAAUGAGAGUGUGGACCCCAGCAUUGCUAACGUCUUUGGCACUGCAGCAUUUCGCUUUGGCCACCUGACCAUCCAACCCAUGGUAUUUCGUCUUGAUGAACACUACCAGAACCAUCCUCAGUUUCCAAGCGUGCCCCUUUUUGAGGCCUUCUUUUCACCCUGGAGGGCAAUCUUUGAGGGCGGUAUAGAUCCUCUGCUCCGUGGAUUAAUCGGCCAGCCGGCAAAAUUAAAUACACAGGAUCACAUGAUGGUAGAUGCUCUUAGAGAGAAAAUGUUUGCCUUUAUAAGCCCCAUAGCUUCGGAUCUCGCCUCCCUUAACUUGCAAAGAAGCCGUGAUCACGGUAUACCAGGCUAUAAUGCAUGGCGUCAAUUCUGUGGACUCUCCACCCCUGAAAAUGAGACUGAAUUGGCUGUAAUGAUGAACAACACUAAACUGGCACACCAGCUUGUAAAGCUUUACGGCAACCCUGCAAACAUUGAUGUCUGGCUGGGAGGCGUCGCUGAGCCUUUUGUACCCGGUGGACGUGUCGGCCCUCUUUUUGCCUGCCUUAUCUCUAUGCAGUUCCAGCGCAUCCGUGAGGGUGACAGGUUAUGGUGGGAGAACCCUGGAGUGUUUACCAAAAAACAAAGAACCUCACUUGCCACUACAUCUUUGGCACGCAUCAUCUGCGACAACACAGGAAUUAGUAAAGUUCCCAAAGAUCCCUUCCGCUUCAGCAAACCCUCCAGUUAUGUUAACUGUAAAAAUAUCCCAGCCUUUGAUCUCAGCCCUUGGAUUGAGACUGGUGUCUGUGGCGUCGGCAAUUCAGACAGUGGAAAUGAGAUACCGCAGAGUCUUUCUAAGGGCCCACCGGACCACCAGGGGGACAAGGUCAAAAGUGGGUAGCAGUUCUCAUGCAGAGGAACUCUGAUUGUGGACACUAUGGCUUUAAAGAAAAAUCAGAUUGCACAGCUGAAGGGCGGGUCAUUUUAAAGCUACAGAAAGGAGACUGUCUGUGAAUAGAGGUUUCUCUGGGUGCAAUUGGUAUAAGCAGGUCCAGCUACUUCUCUGGCCUAAUUCUCUUCCUUGUUUGAAGCAUUUAUGUACCAUUUUCAUUU